Molecule: messenger RNA, 5199 nt
Organism: Apis florea (little honeybee)
Lineage: Eukaryota; Metazoa; Arthropoda; Insecta; Hymenoptera; Apidae
Gene: Ac3
Product: adenylate cyclase 3
Biological process (GO): intracellular signal transduction; adenylate cyclase-activating G protein-coupled receptor signaling pathway; cAMP biosynthetic process
Cellular component (GO): plasma membrane
Molecular function (GO): adenylate cyclase activity
Source: RefSeq, a predicted model, not a curated record
AUCCUCCUGAUAAAGAUGAGAUAAUAAUAAACGGAAAAAAUCGAGGAAAAUCGGCGCAGUUCAAUUUGCCGAACAGAAGCAGAAGAUCGAUAAUUGCGAUUGUCUCGAAAGCAAAAAUGAAAGAAAAAAAUCCGUUUCGCUUUUAUCCCUCUCGAUACGAUCCCUCUCGUUCGGGUUCCUCGACCCUGUUCUCGCGAAAAUCGGGUGACCGAGAUCGAGGAAUGGCGAGGGGAGCGCGUUGGGGGUAGGCGAGGAAGGGUCCGGCGGCUGAUAUCGACCCGCGCCGAGGGAGAGCCGAGGAGGGGGCGGCGAGGUUCCGCAUGGCGCAAGCCUGGCGGAGAGAAGAGAAGAGGCGGAGGAGGCCCUCCGUGCAUGGGGAGAAGAAAGAGCACCGCCAGUAGCGACCCGGCCAGUACCCCGCGCGCGGGUGCAGCGCUGCAUCUGCGUGAGCGUGUGUGCGUGAAACCCUAUCUCGUGCCGUUCUCCCUCCAGAAAAGGGGAGGCAGAUCAACCGGUUGGAAAUCGUGGACACAAAUCGUCGACUCCAAAUCCACAUGCGUGCGUGAAGCGAGCGAGAUCCUCCUUCGCUGUUGCUGCCCAAACGGAUGCUCGGCCGUGUUCCUCGAGCGAGAAAAUUAUCGUCCGGCUCGAGUUAAUCGCGGCGAACCUCGAUAUGUGAGAGUAACAGGAGGAGAGAAGAGAGAGAGAGAGAGAGAGAGGGGGAGAGCGGCGCCAUGUUACGGAGGCAAGAGACGUCGAACGAGGAUUCGUACCUGAGCGCGGGGAGGCCGUCGAACCUGCUGCGGACGAGCUUCAGCAGCGCGAAGCUAGAGACGCUGUACAGGGCCUCCUCCCUUCAGCAGAGGCGGGGCGGGCUCGAGUACUUCCUGCUCUCGGCGUUCCUGUUCGGGGCGAACACGUUGUUCACGCCGGGGCAGGGGCUGCCCGUCCGCGGCCUGACCGCCGUGUUCCUGGGCCUGAACCUGGGCUUCCUCGCCUGGGCCAAGCACAACCCGAGGGCUAAGGACGCGCUCUGGUCCCUGGUGCCCCACAUGGCCUGGCAGCUGUCCACCGCGCACCUACUCGCUCAGCUGUUCCUCAAGUCGACCGAGGUCACGCCUAGGGACGGCCUCGGCUGGCUGUUGCUCAUGCUCUACCUGCUCUUCGCGACGCUGCCCCUCAGGCUCUCCCUCUGCGUCCUGCUCGCGUGCACCACCGCCACCGUAUACGUGGUGUCCGUGGUGGGACUGUCCAGGGCGCCUGCACAGAUACCCGUCGACGUUCUGGUGCUGACGGUCACGCUCUCCAUGAGCGCCAUGAUCCUGGGCGUAUCCAGUUACUCGUUGACGGAGUUCCAACAGCGUAGAGCGUUCCUGGAGACCAGGCAGAGUUUGGAGGUGCAAUUGGUGAUCGAGGAGCAGAGCACCGAGCAGGAGAGAUUGUUGCUGAGCGUGCUCCCGGAACACGUGGCGGUGAAGAUGAGGCAGGACCUGGGCGCCUCGCUCGACACCCAGUUCAAAAAGAUCUACAUGUCGAGGCACGAGAACGUCUCGAUCCUGUACGCGGACAUCGUCGGGUUCACCGCCAUCUCCUCCACGUACAGCGCGAGCGAGCUGGUCAAGAUCCUCAACGAGCUGUUCGCAAGAUUCGACCAGCUCAGCGAAAGGUCCUUUUCGAAUCGAAUUUAUCGAAUUUUUAUUGGAGAAGGGUUGGAAUCUGUUAAAGAGAUUGUUGUGCAGCCUCCUCUUAGCUGCCGAAUUAAUCGAUAAACGAACAAACGGAUUAAUCGGCGAGGCGAAGAAGAACUCGCCGUGACCCCCUUUUCGUUCCCAGCGAAUAAUGAAAAUCCUGAAAUUGGCCGCCGCCAAAUUGACUUUAUCCUUUCUUCUUCCGCCCCUCGAAGAAAGAGUCCUUCGCGAGGCUUGGCAAUCGAUACGGCCUGGCACGUGAGCGACAUCGUUUCAUAUUUCAUUUUGGAAGAAAAAAGGCCAUUCUUACCAUCGAUCACGAGCUACUUACUCUUUCCCUUUUUUUAUAAAUAUCGAUUGCGAGGGAUGGAAUUCUCUCAGUUGAAUUUCCGUGUAAGCAAAAUAAUCUUGGAAAAAAAAAAAAAGAAAAAAAAGAAACGUCGAAUCGUAGCCGGAGGAGUGAAUCUGAAGGGUCACGCACACUGGUUGAGCCUGCGCUUCAAGGACCCGAAGGUGGAAUCGGCGUUCCACAACGCCGAGGAGGCGUUCUCCCCCCUGUCGUUGUUGGGGGGCCCGUUGGUGAUGGUCUGUUCCGCUCCUGUUUGGAGGUAUCAGCCGUGGGGGCCUUUCACGUGGGGCGGGAUCGGGGUCGUGGUGCUGUUCGCCGUUGUGUUAGCCGGCGCCACCUGCCUGGGCAGCUCCAUCAAAGCCAUGUGGCUGAGAAGAGCCCUCGCCUCGCUCAUGGUCUUCUCCCUCGGCCUUUUCCUCCUCCUCGAUAUGUUCAACUGCGUGGUGGUCGACGAAGCUAUCCCGUCCCUAAACUCGACCACGAUAACACUGUCGACGAGGUGCCCGUAUCCCUCCUACUACUCGUACAUCGGCGUGUUGACGCUGGUGGCGACCUCGAUGCCGACCUACAUAUGCUACCUGGGCAAAGCGUACCUGAUGUAUACGAUCGCGGGCUUCCAAUGCUUCAUCAACAUCUGGCUGCUCGGCUCGAAGCUCGACUGGGAGGACCACGCCUCCUCCCCCCUCCAACCGUCCGCGGUUCCCUCGAAAUUCUGCCUAUCCGUCACCCUGCUCACCGUCGCCACCUCCUUGGUCAUCGUGUCCAGAUACGCGGAGAAGUCGAGGAGGAUGUUGUAUCUACGGGGGAGGGAGGUGGUGGCGCAGAGGGAGAGGGCGGCCGACAUGAAACGAAGGAACGGCGCCCUCAUAUACAACAUCCUUCCACCCCACGUGGCCGCCUAUUUCCUCUCGAGGGCGAGACACCACGACGACCUGUACAGCCAGAGCUACGCCGAGGUGGGCGUCCUGUUCGCAAGUAUGCCCAACUUUGCCGACUUCUACAGCGAGGAGAGCAUCAACAACCAGGGCCUCGAGUGUCUCAGAUUCCUGAACGAGGUCAUAUCCGAUUUCGACGCGAUCCUGGACCAGAACAAAUUCAAGGACAUAAUCAAGAUCAAGACGAUUGGGUCGACGUACAUGGCCGCGUCCGGGAUCACCGAGUCGGCCGAGCCGGGGGAGGACGCCCCUCGAUGGGGCCACUUGUCCACCCUGGUCGAAUUCGCCCUCGAGCUGAAGAAAGCGUUGUCGAGCAUCAACGAGCAGAGUUUCAACCACUUCGUCCUCAAGAUGGGGAUCAACCACGGCCCGGUCACAGCGGGGGUGAUCGGGGCGAGGAAGCCCCACUACGACAUCUGGGGGAACACCGUGAACGUGGCGUCCAGGAUGGAGAGCACCGGGAAAGUAGGCUGCAUCCAGGUCACGGACGAGACCCGCAAGAUCCUCGAGCCGUUCGGCUUCGGCUUCGAGCAGCGCGGCCUGGUGUUCGUGAAGGGCAAGGGCCAGCUGCUCACCCACUAUCUGGUUUCCAAGGACGGCGUCUCGUUGAACCUGGACAGCGACCUGCCGGUCGAGCCCACCCAUCCGAUCAUCUAUCAGUAGGGGCUGGGACGACGACGCUCGAAGGCUCUAAAAAAAAAAGAAGAAGAAAAAACUUCGAAGGAGGAGAGGGGACCCCUCUCUCGAUAAAAGAUCUCCCUCGAGCGGAGAGGUGGGGAAAACUCGGAGGAGGAGGAGGAGGAACCGAGAAACUUGGUUGGCUGAUUGGGAUCGUUUUGGAAGGCCGCCACGAUUCUUCACGAAUAAUCAAACGAUCGUUGUUUUUAACCUCGAGGAGUGUCCUGGAAAAAAAUGUCAGCCAGAAAAAGAAGAAAAAUUCUGUCGCAAACCGUGGCCUGCUAUUAUCGUGCAUCGAGCACGAAAAACAGGGUACAAAAUCGAAGACGUAACACAAAAUUAGGAUUAGAAAGACGACACUCGAGGGGAGACGAAUAAUGUAAUGUAAAAAAACGAACGAAGAUUGACUUAGCUGGAGGAAAAGAAAUCUAUCUAUAUGAUUGAAGCGUCGUUCGUAGUAGUAGGCUGGCUUCGAGCAACAACUCGGAGUUUCGGAGUCGAAAACGAAAUUGAACCGAGGAGAAGAAAAGGAUAGGAGAAGAGGAAAAUCGAUCGAAGAGUCCAGUCGAAUCUUGCAUAUCUAGGAUUAAAUUUAAUUAGCCUUGAAAAACUAAACUCGAGAAUGAGAAACGGUGUCUAGUCGAUCGAUCCUAGCCUAGAAUCGAUGAUACGUAAAUUAAGAAAGUGUGUGUGCGUGUGUGUGUGUGUGUGUGUAUAAUCGUUGUGGCAGGAUCACUACGCGAUCGUCGACUCUAUUUUUCUAGAUCCCACGACGGGUGGGGACGCGUGGCCAAUCAGGGGACAGGUCUUUUUCCUAACGCGUGGCUGUAACACAGACAGAAUCGAGAUGUAUCCCUUCACGCUAGCGCGUUCUCUCGGCCGUUCCUUCGAACUAAUGUAAUCGACACGUGCCACGACUAUGUGCUUUCUUACGAUCUCAAUCUCUCGUCGUUCAUUCGCACGAUGCCCGAGCGAGAUUACAUACGCUUCUGCUAAAAAAUCUUGCGACACGUUCUUUUUUUCUUUUUUCUGGAACGAUUAAGCGUUGCAAAUGUCGUGAGAUUUUCGAGCGGCAGUGUACGAGUAGAGUAGAGUAAUAUUUCGAACGUCUUCUCAAGGGGGAUAAAUAAUUUUUUUGCUCCUUUUUCUCGAGGAAUUUCAGAGUCUAAUCGUUGUGUGAUGAUUUUUCGACAUCGAUCGACAUACAAUUAAAUUAAUCGAACCCGAUUUUUCGCGGUAUUGUAAUUGUUACGAUAAUUAAAUUAUAUUAUCAUGUGUAAAUUGAUCGAGUCGCGGUGUACGAGAUCGAUGUGUAGAUAAUCGACUAUCGUCGAAAAAAAAAGAAAGAAGAAGAAGAAGAAGAAGAAGAAAAGGAAUAUAUUCCAAAAUUAUCGAAAAAUUGAAAGUAAAAGAAUUGUUGUGUAAAAAAAAAAAAAAAAAAAUACUCGUAGAAGCUCUAAGGAAAAAAAGAAAAAAAGAAAAAAAAAACUUUGUCGAUUACUAGAGCUCUGUUCUCGUAGAAUUUUGAAGAGGAUGUAUAUAUAUAUAU